This is a messenger RNA of Punica granatum (pomegranate), 1762 nucleotides long. The record is from RefSeq and is a predicted model, not a curated record. NCBI's taxonomy places the organism in Eukaryota, Viridiplantae, Streptophyta, Magnoliopsida, Myrtales, Lythraceae.
CCGGAAAGCUCUCUCUCUCUCUCUUUCUCUCUCUAUCCCUUUCCGUCGACCUUUUUCCUCUCCCUUCGUUGUUUGCCCCCUGAAGAAACGAACCAGCGACUGAUGAGUGGAGUCCAACGCUUUCUUGCUCGGCCCAAACCCUAGCAUAUUCCGCUUUCUCACGCGCUCUCCCCUCGAUCGCUUUCUCAGCUGCCAAGCUCCAUCUAUCCUUCACCUCUGCAGUCUGCACCCCCAUGUGCAGUCAUGAAGUUUGAAUCUCGAAUGCACACCCACACCUCCCUUUGCUUUCCCAUGUCCUGUCUAAUGGGUCCAAACCGAACCCUGUCCUUUCUCUAAAAGAACUUGUUCGGAAUCGUACCUACAGCUGCAGAAGAGCGUACUCCCCGAGGUCUCGGAGUAGUAAAUCCGUAAAAUUGCAGCUGAAUCUCCGGGGGGAACGGACGGACUCCUGCCCGAUGGGGGCGGUGACGUCAUCCUUGGCGGCGAAGUUCGCCUUCUUCCCGCCCUCCCCGCCGUCGUACCAGCUUGUGGCGGACGAGGUCACGGGGCGGCUGAGGAUGUCCGGGGUGGCUGUGAAGGACAACGUCGACGUCCUGAGGCUGCCGACCAAGAGGGGGACCGAGAUUGCUGCUGUGUUCAUCAGGAAUCCCUCGGCGGCUCUCACGCUGCUGUACUCUCAUGGGAACGCCGCCGAUCUGGGUCAGAUGUACGAGCUGUUCAGCGAGCUCAGCGUGCAUCUUAGGGUCAACCUGAUGGGGUAUGACUACUCAGGGUACGGGCAGUCGACGGGCAAGCCAAGUGAGCAGAACACAUACACCGACAUUGAAGCAGCUUAUAGAUGCCUCGUGGAGAAGUAUGGAGUGAAGGAAGAAGACGUAAUCUUAUAUGGUCAGUCAGUCGGGAGCGGGCCCACUCUAGAUUUAGCCACCCGAUUGCCGAGUCUCAGGGCGGUUGUUCUCCAUAGUCCAAUCUUAUCUGGACUUAGAGUCAUGUAUCCUGUGAAAAGGACAUAUUGGUUCGACAUCUACAAGAACAUCGACAAGAUACCUUUUGUUCAUUGUCCAGUACUCAUAAUACAUGGAACGGCUGAUGAUGUGGUUCACUGGUCCCAUGGCAAGCAGCUGUGGGAGCUUUGCAAGGAGAAGUACGAACCUUUGUGGAUCAAAGGAGGAAAUCAUUGCGACUUGGAGCUUUACCCCCAAUACAUAAAGCAUCUCAAGAAGUUCAUAUCUGCCAUUGAGAAGUCACCACUUUCGAGAAUUAAGUCAGGUCCUAUGACAGAUCUGCCUGAGAAUCCUCGAAACAGCUCGGACUUGAGAGAGAAAUCCCGAUCCAGCACAGAUCAGAGAGAGAGGCCUAGGCCCAGCACUGACCAAAGGGAGAGGCCGAGGUUGAGCACGGAUAGGAGGGAGAAGUCACGAGCGAGUACUGACAGGAGAGAGAAAACGCAGAAGAGUGUCGAUUGCCCUGAGAAAUCAACAAAUGGUCUCGAGCCUCCAGAGAAAGCGAGGAACAGCAUUGACCGUUUCGGAGGGAUGAUGAGAUCGGUCGGGUUAUGCAAUAUCGACUGUUUCAAGCCACCUGCAACAGCUGUAUGAGGAAUCGGAAAGGUUUUGUGUAGCGGGCAGGCAGUCGAGAAAAUGGCUGUACUUGUUUGUAUUUAUACUUCUUUUUACUGAAAUUCAAUUGAUUGGUGGGGGGGAUGUGACUGGGAUUCGUUGGCUAACAGUAACGGGGAAACUUUGUAUCUUAGGAGGAGGGG